Pundamilia nyererei is the source of this 989-nucleotide messenger RNA. RefSeq names its product MARCKS-like 1b (gene marcksl1b). The record is from RefSeq and is a predicted model, not a curated record. Lineage: Eukaryota; Metazoa; Chordata; Actinopteri; Cichliformes; Cichlidae. Gene Ontology annotation, cellular component: plasma membrane; cytoplasm. The coding region runs from base 255 to 899 and encodes 214 amino acids. The transcript has 2 exons. Gene Ontology annotation, biological process: central nervous system development; actin filament organization. Gene Ontology annotation, molecular function: actin filament binding; calmodulin binding.
GCUGUAUGUUGAAGCGUUGCGUUCAGCGAGCUUCGAGUUUAGAGGGUCUCUCUCUAUCGGGGUGGCAAGUCAGACAACGGGAACAACCGAAGGGGAGUAACUGCUGUUUGAAGAAAAAAAAUUAAAAACACACACACUUUUCACGGUUUCACCGCUGGAUACGUAACUCGCUCUGGAGUUGGAUUAACUUAAAACGCGCCUUUUUUAGUUUUUCUUUUUAAUUUGCUUUAGAAGACCGCUACUCACCGAAGACAAUGGGAUCCCAGGCAUCCAAGGGAGAGGUGGCCGCGGAGGCAAACGCUGCUGCCGCUGAUGCUGCAGCUGCCAAAACCAACGGACAGGAGAACGGUCACGUGAAGACCAAUGGCGAUGUUUCUACAAAGCCCGAUGGGGAUGCUGCAGCUACCAACGGCUCCGCGGAGGCCGCCAAGGAGCCUGAAGCCAGUGCGGGAGGUGACACUAUCGAACCGGCGCCUGCUGCAGACGGAGAGGCUGCGAAACCGGAGGGCGAGGCUGCGGCCAAAGAAAGCACCAAAGAGAAGAAGAAGAAGAAGUUCUCCCUGAAGAAGCCCUUCAACUUCAAACUGAACAUCAAGAAGAGCAAGAAGAGCGAGGCUGUGAAAGAGGAAGCGGCUGCCGCUGCCCCCUCUGAGGAGAAGCCUGCUGAGAAUGGAGCCGCUGCUCCUGCCGAGGAGAAGAAAGAGGAGGUGAAGGAGGAGGCUGCUGACGCCGCCGCUGCCGCUGCCUCUGCCGCUGAGGCUCCGAAGGUGGAGGAGGGGCCAGCUAAGGAGGAGGCCCCCAAGGAGGAGGCCAAAGAGGCAGCUGCUCCUGCCCCCGAGGCCACGAAACCGACAGAGGAGAGCAGCUCGACCCCCGCUCCGUCUGAAAAGAAAGAGUGAUUGUACGUUUAGCUCACAAUGAACUGGGUGAACUGUUUUUCAAGAGAGAGAGAGAAAAUUAAGAGUAUAUAUAUAUAUAUAUAUUUAUAU